Messenger RNA from Poecilia reticulata (guppy), 989 nucleotides. It is a transcript of the gene pxmp2, whose product is annotated as peroxisomal membrane protein 2. Lineage: Eukaryota; Metazoa; Chordata; Actinopteri; Cyprinodontiformes; Poeciliidae. The record is from RefSeq and is a predicted model, not a curated record. Gene Ontology annotation, cellular component: cytoplasm; peroxisomal membrane.
CUUCUCCUUUGACGCAAGGACGUGGACAGGAACAAUAAUGGGACUCGCCGACCUUUGUGGGCCAGUGUUGCAGAGGUUGUAAUGUAUGAAUACUGUAAGGAAUAACAAUGCCCGUCCAGAGCCUGCCAGUCCGGGAUGGGUCCUUUCAUUUCCGUCUGCUCCAGCAGUAUUUGAUCCUCCUGAAAAAAUACCCGAUCCUCACGAAAUCUGUAACCAGUGGGAUCCUGUCCGCUUUAGGAAAUCUACUUUCACAGUUCUUGGAAGGCAGAAAAAAGGCCAAAAGUGGAGGUCCGGUUGAGGAGAUCGAUGUGGCUGGAGCCACACGAUAUGCCAUCUUUGGGUUGAUUAUCACUGGGCCAGUGAGUCACAUCUUUUACCAGCUGAUGGAGGUGUGGAUGCCAACCACUGACCCGCUCUGCAUCGUCAAACGACUGCUACUGGACCGACUCGUCUUUGCUCCCGGCUUCCUGCUCCUUUUCUACCUUGUUAUGAACAUCCUGGAGGCUAAAGGCUGGGACGAUUUCCAGAAGAAGAUGAGAAAAAGUUACUGGACUGCUCUGAAGAUGAACUGGAAAGUCUGGACUCCUUUCACAUUUAUAAACAUAAACUUUGUGCCUGUUCAGUUUCGAGUGCUCUUCGCCAACAUGAUUGCCUUAUUCUGGUAUGCCUACCUUGCCACUGUGAGGAAAUGAUGCUUCUUUGAGGGCUAACGAGAUGCAACCAGCUUCCAUAUACGGCUGAAGAUUCUUUACAUGAAGCUGCAAGGCUGAUUACUGGGAUAUUGCUUUAAAACGCUAGAACUAAAAGAAUAAAAGAGUAUUUUUUAUGCUUUGUUUCGCAGGGACCUGUAUAUAAAAAAAAAGCUCCAGAAAGUUUAACAUUCUGACAUUUUUUUUACAUAAGCUGAGAUAGAGAUUUUUUGUUGUUACCUUUAAUGAGCUUUACCUACUGAUCUGAACAAACGCAGAAAUAAAAUACUAAAGAGACAU